Messenger RNA from Lymnaea stagnalis (great pond snail), 20605 nucleotides. NCBI's taxonomy places the organism in Eukaryota, Metazoa, Mollusca, Gastropoda, Lymnaeidae. The record is from the annotation of a GenBank genome assembly.
AUUUAAUGUCCAUUUGACAUUGUGUCCCCCAAAACUCCAGACAAGAUGCUCAAACGUACAAGACGUGUUCACUUUGCCGAUGAGAACCUGUACUAUGUAAAACUGGUUUGUUUCGCGUUAACGGCGAGAAUUAUCUUCUUCUUUUUUUUAAUAAUUUUAAAAAAAAAAUUAUUUCGGUGUAUUUUUACAAAUUUUCUCGACCGAUUGUCUUAAGCACUUCAACUAUUUGUUGACAUCUGAGGAAGUUGCCGCUGUUUUGUGUUCCUUGGAUUAUUUCAUUCGUUAAUUUUAUUUCCAAUCGUUUACGUUUCCUGUUAAUCUCACACGCAUUUUCUUUGGCUUCGUGGAAUCAUGGAAAUGUGUCUACCAUUUCCUGCCAACUCAAUAGCUUUACAAGCUAAGACGUCUAACUGUUUUUUGUUUUUGUUUUUUUUGUUGUUGUUUUUUUUGCUGUCGAAGGCUUCUUUUCCGAAACGUCCACUUUUUUAAAAAAAAUAAUUGGUUUGUCAUUCUUCAGUUUUUGCACUGCUACACAUGUUUAUAUUUCUUACUGCUUCAACCCGACCGAAGCCCUCCCCGUGUUUCUCUUGUGUUUCCAAGAUCUCAUUGAACCAGAGAGUAGUUCCAGCGUCGAGGAUUCUGAUAAAAAUGUACAGAAUUGUUGGAAUUCACUUACUGUGAACGGAUGACACUCUGUGGUCCACGGGCGGGGCAAGCACUAUCUCAGGCCGGCCAACCAAAUGACCUGGGUCAUAAGGCAAUAUAGAGACCGACCGAAUUUCGGCUUCGGUUUCGGCGCCGAAAGUGGCCAUUUUAUCACUUUCGGCCAAGUUUCGGUUUCGGCCGAAACUGAAAAGUUAAAUUUCGGCUUAAUUUCGGUUUCGGCCGAAAGAGAAAAGUUAACUUUCGGUUUUUCUUCGGUUUCGGCCGAAAUUGAAUUAGACUUUAAGAACAAAACAAAUGACCUUUAAUAGUAAACUAAAUGAUUUAUAAGAAUAAACUAAGCGAUCUUUAACAGAAAAUUAAAUGUUCUUUAGGAACAAACUAAAAUAUCUUUAAGAACAAACUAAUCUAUCUUUAUGAAAAAACUAAGCGAUCUUUACAACAAACUAAGCGAUCUUUAACAACAAACUAAGCGAUCUUUAUGAACAAACUAAAAGAUCUUCAACAACAAACUAAGCGAUCUUUAAGAACAAACUAAACGAUCUUUAACAACAAACUAAGCGAUCUUUAAUAACAAACUAAACGAUUCUUAACAACAAACUAAACAAUCUUUAACAACAAACUAAACAAUCUUUAACAACAAACUAAGCGAUCUUUAAGAACAACCAAAACGAUCUUUAACAACAAACUAAGCGAUCUUUAACAACAAACUAAACGAUCUUUAACAACAAACUAAACGAUCUUUAAAAAAAAAUUAAGCGAUCUUUUAGAACCAAAUUUUUUAGAGACCCUGUAUAAAAAAAUAAUAUUUUGCAUUAAUUUCCCCUCCCGCCCCCCCUCCAAUUUUAGCCAAAUUUUCUCCUACCGUACUAAUUUUUAAAAAAAAUUGUAAAGCAAUUUAAAUUACUUUUAUAUUAAAAUGGUAAAAUCCAAAGUAUUCAUUAGAUCAAGGGUCUCAAACUCAAAUCAUGGGGGGAGGGGGGCACAGGAGGUAGUGUCUGAAUGAGAGUGGGCCGCAUCAAGUAAUCCACAAAAAAGCGAUUACAACUGUUGCAAUCUGCUCAAACUUUAUAAAUAACAAUAAAAUCAUUAAGGGUUCUCAAGAACUACUCACUGUUGCCAGAGACCUGGCAUACAAAAAUAUAUAGAAACAUUUUUUUAAAAAAAAUCAGAAUUAGACUAGUCGGUGAGAUUCGACUGAAACCGUCGCGGAGAGUCACGUUAUAGAUAUGAGAAUGGGGGAAACGCGCCGGCGCAUUUACACUAAACUUUUUUGUCAUGUAGCGGGCCGCAAAAUAUCGUCUUGCGGGUCACAAAUGGCUCGCGGGCCGCGAGUUUGAGACCCCUAUAUUAGAUGUUUAUGUAUUAAUAUUCACGAUAUCUAAUUUUUUAUAAAAAGAAUGUAAAUAUUUAUAAUUUCCCACAUCAUUUUCGAUGUAUGCAGAAUGUAUGCGGGAACGAAUUUAAAAAUAUCUUAAUAUUCCAGUUUCGGCUUCUGUUUCGGCCAAAAUUCAUUUUUAACUUUCGGCCUUUUUUCGGUUUCGGCCGAAAGUAAUUUUUAAACUUUCGGCAUAUUUUCGUCUUAGGCCGAAAUCAGAAAAUCACAUUCGGUCUGUCUCUAAGGCAAUAUCUGAAGGACUAUAUGACCAAAUGACCUGGGUCUUAGGGCAAUAUCUGAAGGACUUUAUUUUAGGCACCAUAUUGGGGGAAUAGCUUAUACGGCACCAUCUAACUUGCCUGAUUAUGAUGCGCUAUCUGGUUGGCCUAGCUUAUAGAGCACCCUCUGGCUCGUGGUUUGCGGCUUUUAGAGCUUCCGGAAUCAUCCGAACCGUAUAGCCAUGAUUAAUUUACCAUCUGACAUUAUAGUUAUAUUUGUUGACUGACGUUCUGUCCAUAUCUGUAUGUCUGACAUUCUAUCCGCAGCUGCCGGAGGUCAAGGACGCCAAGUUGAGUCAGAUCCUUACCCAGCAACGCAAGUACCACCACCUGCAGAAGAGUGAGUGCCAGGCCAGUCCGGUCUCUAGCCCUCGGACACAGAACUCGUCAUUUUUGUCCCAUGACGCCCACGUGACAGGUCAGUUGGCAACAACAUGUGUACUUUAGUAAUGUAGUCAACUGCCGGCCAAGUGGAGAAGUAGGAAGCAAGGGAGGGGGUGGGUGUUUGAAAAAAACGUUCAAAGUAAAUCACUAUAGAAAUAAACGAUGUAAAAGUACAAUAUAAAGAAUACUCUCAGCCGACUUCCGCCUUUCUUUCCUACGGCAGUGUAUAAAACAUUGAAUGCUGCUAAUUUCAAUUUACCUCUUGUGGACAACCCCCAACCACCUUAUUCGGACUGGGUCAAUGACACGGCCCAGUGCUGUAAUGAAUGUUUUAAUUUCAAGGGAGGAGAUAUGAUCCUAGUUGCUUCUAAAGAAUUAUAAACGGAGCUACAAAACAACCUGAAAAUUUCCCAGGCGGCCAUUUUACCUCGUUUUUUAUCAUUCAAUUAGAGCAGCAUUCGUUCAGGAGACAUAGAGUUGUCAUGUUUCUCGUGUACUAUUAAUAAUGAAAUGUUUGUUAUCACUGACAGAUGACACAGCCUCAGAGCUAGACUCUUCCGUGCAAACUGUGCACUCUGAACAUUUGGAGAGGAGGCAAGUUUGGGCAGGUGAGUGCGUUUGUAGUAUAUUGACACUCAGCUGAUGUAGUCAUUACACGAUGACCUGUAUCUGAUGUAGUUGUUACAUGUCGACCUGGAUAAAAACAAAAAAAAGUAUACAUUUUUAUGGUAUAGAAAGCCCAAUUCACACCCCCCUCCCUCCACCUUAAAACUUUAGGUAUAGAAAGCCCAAUUCACACACCCCUCCCUCCACCUUAAAACUGUAGGUAUAGAAAGCCCAAUUCACACCCCCUCCCUCCACCUUAAAACUGUAGGUAUAGAAAGCCCAAUUCACACCCCCUCCCUCCACCUUAAAACUGUAGGUAUAGAAAGCCCAAUUCACACCCCCUCCCUCCACCUUAAAACUGUAGGUAUAGAAAGCCCAAUUCACACCCCCCCCCUCCUCCUAUGUAUAAACACAAAUUUAAAAGAAAACAAUAUAAAAAUAACUAUAGACUAUAGCCUCAAAUCUCUGUAUUGAUUUUGACUAAGCAAAUUUCCUGCUUUUAUUUGUGUCUGUAUGACACUAAGGCUCCAGCAUUGGAGGAUCUUUCAUUAAGACGUCUCUUGCAUUAAUACACUACUCCAGGGGCUCCCAACCUGGGGUGGCGUUUCAGUGGGUGCAUGAUUUUCUCAAACAAUUGGUAGGAAGAGUGAGACAUCAUCAAUAAUUCGGAAGAGUGAGACAUCAUCAAUAAUUCGGAAGAGUUGCAGGGUAUAGCAAAGGUUGACAAACCCUGCACUACUCUGACACGGCUCUCAACGUGGAACCAGUUGCUUCCAAACUGCCAUUGUGUCCAUGCAAAAAUUUGGUUUAAAAAGCAAAAUAGACUCCAUAAUAUGUGAGACCAAAUUCAUCUCCUCAGCCCCAGCUGAUGCCCUGCCAGAGAGAAGUAGCCUUGACGACAGACAGCCAGUCCAUGCUAAUGACCUGAGACUUCAGGACAUCUCCAAUGGUAGGUGUCUUGAGAAAUAAAUCUGAAAUCUCAUGAGCCUGUGAUGCAUCAUAAAUUAAAUGUUACGUGAUGUGCCUCCUGGACUGAUAGCAGCCAAAAGCUACCAACGUGCAACAUGUGUAUUAUAUCACUUAAGAUUAGACCAUUAUUUCAUGUGUCAUGGAAAAGAACUAAAAUUUCCAGCAAGACUAAUGGCCAUGAAUUCCCAGAGUGAGCAAAAUAUCUCUCUUCUUUUAGCUAGGUAUCCUGCUGCCGAAAUUUCAAAUCUGACCUACUUAAUUGUAGUCAGGGUAACAGGAAUCUAUUGGACUUUGGUUUUUACUCUUGCGAUAUUUGUAGUUAAAAUGUUAGAAAUUACUCUCUGGUAUUCUUACCUUUACAUGGCGACCUAUUUCAUUUGACAGGAGACACUUAAGUAAAAUGCCUGCUCCGUGUUCCUUAAACAUUUCAUUGUAACAGAACUGAGGUGAAUUGGUGUAGGGUGGAAAUUUUGUCCUCCAUAUGGAGGGGCAGAAUUUUUCUGCCAUGGGAGGGGUGGGGCAAAAAUAUUUGUACGCCUAAGGGGGGGGGGCACUAACUCUAGCUACGCCACUGCUGAGGGGUAAUCACCCACAAUGCAAAUCUUUACAAAUGAUUGUUUAGGAUUGUUUAGAUUGUUUUAUUCAGGAGUUACCGUGUCUUGAACAAACAAGAGUUUUGUUUGAAUAGCUGUGUCAGAAACUUCAUUAAGUAACAACAGCCUUGUAGCGUUUGCCUUUUUAAAAAAAAAAUUUUUUUUCAAUGAUACACGUUGUCGUUGGUUCUUCUAAUUUACAUAAAUCUUAGGGAUUGAAUCACAUUAAAGAUUUCUUCGAGCCACCUUUUUUUCCCCUCCAGCAUUGCUCAUUAGUGUCAGCGAUAGCAACAACAAAAAACCGUUUGUGUUAAAUUGGGGUCAUGAGCUGCAGGUAAACUGGUCACAGGAAUCACCCACGGCAUAGAUAAACCACAGAACCUGUAGAAUAGAUCAAUGCCUUCAGCUUAGAGACAGGGUGUCAUGCAGUGCGUGCGGCCGAUCUUAUGCAGGAUUGAAACACUUUAUCUCUUGUUAAUGCCGUCAGGUUGGAUAAGGUGUGUACACCCCCCACUCCCUCCACACGAACUCCACAACAAAGACCCUCCACCCCCACCCCCUCUGGACUUCAUGACAAGAAAAUUUCUUUUUAAUGACAAUGAUUUUCUUUUGGUGCCAUUUGUUGUCUGCGGUCCAUUGAUUGGUUUCUGGGAUAAAGGCUUGGAGAUUAAAUGGGAUCAAGGAGUUUUGUCUCCUGUGCAGAAAUCAUGGGAUCUGUCAUGUGAUCUGUCUUCAUGUGAGUCAAAUAUCAGCUAUUUUAAUCUCUCUGUAUGGGGUGGAUCAUGAAGUGCAGGGACAUUCCCCAAGGGCAGGGUAGAUUCAGGAAGUACAGGGUAGAUUCAGGAAGUGCUGAGGAGUAGCAUCAAUAACAAAACUCACCUGAUGUUCUCAUGUUUAUUCCCAGAAUGUGACCAAAGAAGCAGUGUGAGCCUUUUGGAGUCUGAAUCCAUUUACCUCCCCUUCGACAUCCCAGCAAGCCCCGUUGCCAUACGCAGGCCAUUCACAGCCCCAGAGCAAGAAACAGGGCCAUUUGUUAAGCCGCCGUCAGACCCAGCUCUUUACGCGUCUGACCAAAAAAGGCACCUGUCUCGACCAUACACUGCCACAGACUCGAGGCAUCCUACAUUUACAAAAUAUGAUUCCUUGGAGCAAAGACCCAUUCGCCCCCUAAACCAGCAUGUGGUAAAAGGCAACAUCAAGCCGGCCUUUGAGGUGGCUAGGCCGCUCACAUCCAGUUCCGAGCCAUCUGUCAGCACGCACAAAGACACUUCAAUUCCAACAGCCAGGAGCCAGGAUUAUGAAUCCAGCAGUGAGCAGACAGCGAGCGAGUCGGAAGUCUUACCUCAAAAGCCUGACGACAAUCACACCACUCAGCCCAAAAUCAUCAACACCAUACAGCUUGUGUCCAUUCACGCACCCAAAGAUAAACUCAACCACAUAAAAGCCAUCGCUGGAAACAAGAGAGCCGGACAUCCAACCAGCCGUGCAGGGAAUCCGUCCGGCAAAAGUUUUGCAAUGAAGACCGCCACUGCUGCCAGCAUGGCCGCAUCGGCCGUGUUGAGGAACCGGCUGCCAAAGACCAAUCUGUCAACUGCAGGUGCUGUGAAAAUGAAUUCGCCCGAAGGGAGGGAUCACUUGCAAGAUUCAGUGGCAGCACGUCAUGGGGCCAGAGACAGUAAACAGAUCAAAGGGAGGCUGAACAUGGAAAGAAUGGAACUGGAGAAAGAUGGGAGAUCGCACCCAGGUGGAAGGGAUGCUGGGUCUGUGUCUCAGCCGGCCAGUGAUAUCUUCACUUCAGAUCCUCAACAGAUUGGUAAGACGUUCUUUGGACUAUCAUGUUCUGAGUUUGAGAGAUUAUUUUAAUUGUUGAAAAUAGUGGCUGGUUGAUCAAAUCUUAUAAAGCAAAGCUCAUUUUAAGCUCAUCAGUUCAAUUCAUAGCUAUUUAAAUUAUCACUCCAAUAGUUAUAAUCCAUAGCUAUUUUAAGCAUCACUUCAAUAGUCAUAAUCCAUAGCUAAUGCAAAUAAUGUGAAUGUCAUUUAAGCAUAAAAGAGUACCUUAGUUUGAGUAUCUUUUUCAAUUGAAAUUCCACCCACACCCAUCCAAAAUCUUUUUUUUUUUUUUAAAAAGUAAAUGGUGUAAAUAGUAUGGCGGCAGCAAAUAAAAUAUUAUUCCUUAAUUUUAUUUUUACAAAUGCCCAUAACAAAUUUCCCAGCUGUAUUCUGGUGCCCUUGUGAUAUUCUAAGCAUUGAGAUCAAGUAAGCAAAAUAAACAGUUAAAAAAUGUUAAUUUAUUAAAAAUCUCCAGAAAUAAGUCAUUGAAUCCAGUGCUUUAAUGCAGACCUGUUUACUCUUACGAUUUUGGCUUACAAUGCACGCUUUUGAGGUUACAUUAUAUAUACUGUUGGUUUAUUUUUUUACUAUAAAGAUAUGUAUAAAUUGAUUUUGUGAUGUUAUUAUACGAUUUUAAGAGUUUGAGGGGAAAUAGGUCUUUUAAUGUUACCAUUGGUGUCAGUCUUUCCUUAGUGUUACCAAGAUAGUAGAUAAUCAGUUACCAAUGGUGCCAGUCUUUCCUCACUCAUGUCAACAGACUUUAUUAAAUGCAAUCAGGAAGUCCUAUGGGAAAUUGAUAAGUUGUACCUAAAUGUAAUCUACCCCCUUUGGACUAUUUCACACACCAUGAUUUUCAACUGCUAGCUUACAAAAAUUGUAUUUGUGCUGAGAUUGCAAGCAAUGAGUUGUGUCAACAAUCCAUCAGAGCUCUCUUUGAUCAACUUCAUGCUCAGCCGUUCUUGUCAGAUUUAUUCUGCUGUUCAAAACGAAUGUGAAACAUACCCCACCGUUAAACUGUUUAGUUUGAGAAGUGAAAGCUGUUGUUUAGUUUGAGAAAUGAAAGCUGUUGUUUAGUUUGAGAAAUUAAAGCUGUUGUUUAGUUUGAGAAGUGAAAGCUGUUGUUUAGUUUGAGAAGUGAACACUGUUGUUUAGUUUAAGAAAUUAAAGCUGUUGUUUAGUUUAAGAAAUGAAAGCUGUUGUUUAGUUUGAGAAGUGAAAGCUGUUGUUUAGUUUGAGAAGUGAAAGCUGUUGUUUAGUUUAAAAAAUGAAAGCCGAUGUUUAGUUUGAGAAGUAAAAGCUGAUGUUUAGUUUGAGAAGUGAAAGCUGUUGUUUUUUAGUUUGUGAGAUGACCUUGAAAUGAUUUUUCAUUAUUUUCUUUAUCUUAAGUUUAGCAGUCUCCCACAUCUUGUUCCUUUCAGUUGUAUAAUAUGACCAGUAAUUCGAUUAACAGAUCUUUGCUUUAUGCCCUCAAACUUUGAUGGUCAUUGGACAUAUCUUCCUGUCGCUCAAUGUCAAAAUCUUCCUGUCACUAGGUGUCAAAAUCUUCCUGUCACUAGGUGUCAAAAUCUUCCUGUCAUUAGAGGUUAUGAACUGUGUAUAGUUUUAUCAAGUCGACAAAAAUGACAUCUAAACACCAACAUCAAUUUUUGUAAUGAUCUGUUGUUUUUUUUUAAAAAUAUUAUUAUAAUUUGUAAUCAUAUUGGAAAUGCUUAAGGUAAUUAUUGUUUUAGGUACCAGUACCCAGUACGAAAACACGUUUCACAGUAAUGAUACCAAUGUAUUUUAUUGUGCAGGCCAUAAGGCUGCCACUUCUAUCCAAGCUUUUUGGCGAGGAUAUUGGGCAAGAGAGCACAAUACCAAAGUUGUUUCCGUUCGAAAAGAAAUCCGUGCGAGGCGAGCAGAAGACCAUAUAAUGCUCCUGAGAAAAGAUCUGGAAAGGUAACUCCUAUUUAUAUUGUCACCACUGUAAUUACUUUUAAAAAAAUAAUAAAUCUAUAAUAAUAAUAUAUCACAUUACAAAAGUCUUCUUUCUAGUUGGUGGAAAAACUAUUAAACUCAAUGAAACAUUCCUUUGUUAUGAUGAAGAUUAAGUUUUAGUGAAUACAAAAUGCCUUGUUUUUUUUGUACAGAUAACACAGUCAUUUGCAACACUGUAGUUUUGAGAGGCCCUUUUAGAAGACUCUUUUAAAAAAAUCAUAUGUCAUAAUGAUAUGCAAGCAAAUCAAUUAAUUUAAAAAAUUACUUUGAUAAGAUAUACCGUAUUUAUUGACAUAUAACACGCCCCCACGUAUAACAUGCACCUCAAUUUAAGAAGGAAAUUUCAGGAAAAAAAACUAAACAUUAUAUUGGCGUAUAACACGCACACAUGAUUUGCUCCCUAUUUUUGGGGAGAAAAAGUGCGUGUUAUACGCCAUUAAAUACGGUAAUUAUUUUGAAGCAGUUUAUGAUAAAAGAGAGGCAGCUCUAAAGUUAUUGUUUAACACAUCGUUAGUAUCAAUAAGUUGUUUUCAAUAACUCUUCAGAAAUCGUAAGCUCUAUGAAGAAGAAAAACGUCUGAGAAUUUUGCAGAUGGAAGCCAUCCGACUUCUGUACCAUGAGGUAAGUAAGAAGUGAUGAACAAAUAAAUUUAACUAAGUAAGUUAUGUAACUGGCAUCGGUACAAUAAUCUUUGGCACACGGUUGCACGCUUUGACAAAGUUGUCUUUAAAAUCUGUGCAUUGUAGCUAUUUAAAGUAAAAACUGGAUUUUUAAAAAAAUGUAAGCCUCUCAACUGAUUCUGUGCAGGUGCAGGUGUUGAAGUCCCAGAGCACAACCUCCAACAAAGAUCUCGGCAACACCACUGCCAACACCUCUGUGAAUUUUAGCCCCACGGCCACUGGAACAUCAAUGGUGACGGCUGCACCUGCUGCAUACAGCGAGCUUAACAGGACCCAGGAGUUGGAGCGGACUUGCCUUAGUCUGCAGAGUCAGGUAGACUAUAUCAAUAUGACAUCAAGUAGAAUAUAUAACAAUAUAAAUUUGGUAGAAAAUAUCACAACAUUAGGUGGGAGGUAAUAUAACAUCAACUUAAGAAUAUCACUGCAAUGUCAGUUAGUUAAUUUAUAACAAUGUAAGAUCAUUAAGACAAAUUAUAACAGUUUAAUGUCAGGCACUGAAUUAGUAUCCAUAAAAUAUCAAGUACACGAACAAUACCAAUUAAGUUUUAGAAACACAUUUAAAAACUUUGCUGUUUCAAGAAUUUUAAAAAAAAUUUUUUUUAUUGAAAAUGUAAUUUGCAUCACAGUAAAGAACAAAAAACAAAAUUUAAAAAAAUAUAUUCGCCAAUCAACUAUCAUUUUCACUAUACAUUGUUUCAUUAAAAAAAUUUGAACUAACAUUCCAAGAAUAAUCAAAACUUUAUGCGUUUAAUGUUUUAACAGGUCUCCCAUCUACAAGAGGCACUAGCAUCUGUGUCUUCAGCUGUUUUCAGAACUAAUAGUUUGGACAGUGCCAACUUUGAACUCACAGGUAACAUUUUGUUAUUGACAUUACUAAUUUUAAACAAAUUAUUUUUUAAUUCAAAUGAUGUUCUGUUAUAUGGUUUUUAAUAAAAAUAAUUACUAAAUAGCUAUAAAGUAUUUCUACUUUAAAAAAAAAAUAAUUAUCUAUUGGAGAUAUAUCACAACACUGUUAAAAUUGGCCUAUUGCUAAAAGAUAGCUCUACUUAAAUAAUCUAUUGAAGAUAUACCACAACACUGUUUAAAUUGGUCAAUAGCUAUAAGGUAGUUCUACUUUAAUAAUCUAUUGAAGAUGUACCUCACCAAUCUUUAAACUGGUGAACAGUUUUAUCUCUAACAGUUGCCUAGAUUAAUUAUUAAGCUACAAAUGCUUCCAUGCCUGAUGAAUUCUAUUAUAUUUACUAUGCUUCAGCCCUUUAAUAGUUUUAUUCUUACUUUUAUUAAUCAGGUUCUGUUGCUAUUGAUGUGUGAUCUGAUCUUCUGGGUACUCUACCAGUAGAAAUUUAGUUGUGGGUUUCCCAGUGGAUUAGAAAGGGUGAUCGUGAUGAUCCUGGGGAUUUGGCGGAACUUUGAGCAGACAAAAUGAAUAUUUUUUAAUUCACCCAAUUUCUUUUAUUCUUCAGAUCACUCAGACACUGUGCAGGUGAGCCCUAACUUUGAUGACCAUCAGCCCAGGAGUAGACAUCCAUCGGAAGAAACUAGUCAUUGGGGUCAGUUCAUAAUCAUAUACCCAUGGCUGGUCCUUAUUUUUUUUUUUUCUCAUGGUUGAGCUUAAGUUGGUGAUUGAAUCAGGGUAAGUACCUCGUUGCACAGCUUCCCCAGGCUUUCUCAGAAACUCAGACAUAAUUUAAUUGAGUCAUAUAAUCAUAUGUCUCCACGUUGGCUCCAUAUGGUACAAAGUGAUCGGACGUACACAUGCAGGGCCAGAAGACAAUUAUUUCAAAAUGCCAAAAAAAGGCGAAUAUGUUAACUCUGAUUGACCAUUUAGUCUACUGAGAGCCAGAUUGUUCCAAGUGCCAAAGUACUGAGCGGCAGAUUGUUCCAAGUGCCAAAGUACUGAGAGCCAAAUUGUUCCAAGUGUCAAAGCCAAAGUUGUCAUACAUUCAGAUUUAUCUAGUAGGCAGUAAAAUAUUUGUUAACCCCCAAAACACUGUUUUUGACUUUGCAAAGAUGCAAUUUCAAGUAUUAUAUGUUGAAUAUAUUAUUUACUUAACAUAGGAAGUUAGAAAAUUACAAAAGUCUGUGUUGGUAAUUUUGACCCUUAGUGCAUUCUUGCUCUCAAGGGAUGAUUUGUAUGCCACAUAAGUAUUUCUUAUGAUAUAGUUUUUGAAAAGUUAUGUAAGCUAAUUGAGCAAUAAUUUGAUAACUGACAUAAAGGGAAUAUGACUUUGAUCCAUGGCAGGUUGCAUUCCUCAUUCCCUGUCACCUUACCCAUCGGAAGAAGAAGAGCAAUAUUACCUGCGUGUGCCCAUGCAUGGCGCCCCCACUCCUCCUCGUUGCCUGCAGCUGCACCAUUUCAGCCCCUCCGCCCUGCUGUUGUCAUGGCAACCCUCAUCUUGUGCAGGCAGAUUGAAGGAGGAGGAAGGAAAUAGACACAUCAUAGGUUUGUCUAAAAAUCAGCAGCAUUUUUUUUAAGGGUUGUAAUCUUAGACCUAGCGUGCCCCUGUGAGCUGACCGUGCCCCUUUGAGCUGACCGAGAUGCAAGUCUAUACCAUAAAAAUGAGCUGCACAGUUGUCAAAUAUAUCAUGAACCAAACCUGUCUGUGUACAUACAUGUAUUCACAUAUGAACACCAUGUUUUAAAACUACUCACAUAUUAAAAAGAAUUUUGGGAACUGUUCGAUGAAUUACACUACUGCUCUUACAUAACAAGUCUGUCUAGCAUUCAGAUGUGAGGAUAGAAAGACCUACUGAUAUUAUGGAUACUUGUUAUAUCCCCCCCCCCUAAACUUUCAAAGGUAUAACCUAGAGGGGGCAAGGGUGGGGUGGGAUUUUUAAAAUUGUUUUAAAAUUUCACUUGUCCUUAAAAAAAGGAAUUAACCUGAAUAAUUCCCCAGUGUGGUCGUGCGCCCCCCAAUCUUUUUCUUCUAAGCUCUCCUUGUGUAUAAAACUGAGCUGUUCAAAGAAGAUUUCUCCAGUCAUCAAACUGUUUCACAGAUAAAAAAUAUAUGCCCCCCCCCCUCCCACCCUGAUCUGUGUCUUGCAGGUUACAGAGUCUAUGUCAAUGACAAACUCAAGGCUUUUAUCUGUCACUGUACAUCAGCACUCGUUGAAGGUCUAAAUGCUGCCACUACCUACAAGUGAGUAUCAAUAACUACAAAGGCUUUGACUUUGUAGCAAAUUUUGGUUAGUUUUACCAUGUUUGUUUGCCAUCCCUCCAACCAAUGGAAAUUUAAAUACAAAGAAAACACCCACCAAACCCCCCCCAAAAAAUCAAAACCCGGAAGAAAUACAUUAAAAGAGGGAUGCAAUUUAAUUGUCUCCCCUCGCUAGAGAUUAGCUGGGAUCAUUUUCUUUUCACUGGUAAAACACUUUUUUUUAAAAACCAAAUAAACUGUUUUUAAAAUUCAUCCUUGUUUCAUUUGUUAAUUUUGUAUUGGUGUAAAGCAGAAAUCUUCAAAGUCUAAAUUUGAAAAGCCAGACGAAAGAAGUGCCCAUGAACAAAGAUAAUAAUUUUUUUUUUAAAUAAUUAAAUUAGGAGAAAUUAGAAAAACUCAGAAUUAACUUUAUGUUGUUUUAAAAGUAGCAGUGACAAUUUCAAAAUUCUUCACUCUCAAUUUUGUGUACAUCAUCCAACAGGUUCUACAUUAAAGCCUUGUCUGGUUUUGGGGAGUCGUUUGAAUCCAAUAUUCUCAUGGUUAAACUAGCCUCCGGACCAGAGAGACAAAAGUACCCAGAGAGCACUGACAGCUCUCAUGACAGUGACCGAGAUGUUGAUUCCUCCCAAAAGACGGAAAAAUUGAAACCUAAACACAGAAAACACCGCAGGUCACCGCGGAUGGACAAGAAGUCUUCAAAAGCAUCCAGUCAUCUCUCGUCCAAUGAGAAGAAUGUGUUCACCAGCCCUGGAGAGUUGGCUCAAAAUGUCAACUGCAAUAACUCCACGGUGGAAGAUUCACCUGUGGGGAUUUUCACACAUCCCAAACUUCACACACACCGCAGAAACAGAAGUAGAGAUUUGCAUACUGAAGGGGACAGCUUUAAAGAUACGUUGCUGAAAGAGCCCAGCCCAACCGCUGUUGAUAGAAAACAAACCGGGCAGAUGGUCUCACCGAACACUAAAAAUGAGGCCCCCAGGCAAUUACCAGAAUCACCAAAAUCAGGACAUCACAGACUGGAUGCCGUUGUUAGUGCAGAUCUGAAACCAAGGCCUACAACCACUAAAAAUAGUGAACCAGACAGAACUGUAAACAGUGGAUUGAAUGUGGUCAUGUCGGGAACUAAGAAAGACUCGCAUUGGAGAAAAGACUCCCCUCCAAGUGGGUCCUUCAAGACAGAGUCUCCGUCUCAUUCUAAGAAAACAUCCCCCAUCGCUUCACCAUCAUGUGGUUCAGACGGCGAUCCUAAGUUGAAAUCUUCACCUAAACCUGGGAGUGAAGGGUCGUCCUUGAAGGUAUCAUCCCCCAGCUUGAUGGAAACAUUCACUGUGGACAAAGGUAGCUCUUAUCUGGAGAGCCUGAAUGCCAUCACAGAGUCCGCUCUCAGCGGGAUGUCAUUUGGAAGUCCUGGCAGUGGGAGCAGGGGUCACAAGAGAACCAAGAGCCGAGACUACCAACAGGCAAGUGAAAAGUCUGCCACUGACGGUGGUAGUCAGGAGGUUACAGAGUCAGAGGUCUCCGUGGAGGAGGCUGCAAGGCUGGGGAGUAGGCAUAAAGAGAGAUCCAAUGAGGGGAGGAGAGAAGGUGAUGGAAGUUCUGACUCUUCUGGGAAACAUCGAGGUCACAGGAGAAAAAGGAGCAAAGAUCUCAGUAACCAGGGAUCAGAAUGGAGGACAGAUGAAGCUCAAUCGGGAGGGCAGGAGGAGAGGAGGGAGGAUAAUAAAUCUGAGGAUCACGGAGAAAAGUCAGAAGAAGCCUGCAUUUCAAAUCUUUCAGAUGGUGUACCAUUGCCAAACAGACCAGUCAUUGAUGGCCGCCACCGUCAUUCUUCAGGGAGUAGACCAAACAGUCCAGUGGUCAGCGUAAGUGGAGGUGAAGAAAAACCCAGGAUGUCUAUUGCUGAGCUGUUGUUGGAGCAGCAGAAAGUAAGAAAUUUGAAGUUGAAAGAGUCCGGCAGAGGUGAUCAGGUACAAAGAUUGGAGACCAACCGAAGGUCAUCCAGCAUUGAUUCAGUUUCUAGCAACACCUUUGGCGAUACGUCUCGAAGGUCACCAAGUGCAGAAUCUUUGCCAGAAAGUAUCAGAGAAGACGCAGAACAGGAUUCAGACCAGAAAUUAUCUCAAAAUCUGCCCACAGGAGGUCGAAGGGCACAACCCAUAGCACCAACAAGGGAGGCCACUGAGGCAAGUCAGGUACGAUUGUCUAAGGAAACCACAGCUGCCAUGAUGUCUAAACUUCUGCACAAGUUGGAAACUAUCACCAAAAACUCAGCGGGUGGAAAGAAGGAGAGUCUCACGUUAAAGAGGUCCAACACGGAGGAGAAAGAUUGGGAUUUGGGCUCCAAGCCUCCUUCUGAUGACGAGAGGAAAGGUCGUUCUCGCAACCUGAGCGAGAGUGAUGCGGAGGGGGGUCCGCAGCUUCCCCCUCGUGUUCCUAGCGGUGACAGCUCCUCAGGGAGUCACUCUGAUGACAGCAGGCAAUCGAGAAGGCAUCAGCACAGAAGGUAACUGAGUCUAUAAUUAAAGAUGAAUAUUUCAUCUCUCUGGAAGUUAAUACAAAUAACUUAAAUGCACCUUGAAGCCCUCUUAGAUAAAAUUGAAAUUUGGGGCCCUGUCAGUAACAAUAGAUGAAUAAGUUUUUUUAAAAAUAAUUUGGCUUGGUUUAAUGUGUUAAAAAAACUCAAGUUAUUGCAGCUUCAGGUAGGUUAAUUUCUAAUUUUUGUGUACAUUUCACAAUGUCGGCAUACAAAAUUUAAGAUUGAAAUAAUUUUAGCUAAUUUUUGCCAGGAUAUUUCUGUAAUGUAAACAUCCUAUCUUGUAAAUUUUGACUUCCAGAACUCCAUCCGAUCAUUGGCUCCCACCAAGCACUGACUACACCAGGCCCACACACAGCCCCAUCAUCAUGGAGGGCGCGCUUGUGAAAAAGCACGGCUCCAGUGUCAGAAGAAACCAGUCUUUCCAUGGUUUGCUCCCCUCAAAACACCAGGAUACCAAGACGUCCCCAUCCUCUAAUGAGGUUAGAAACCUUCAUCAAAUAUUUAUUUUAACAAACUAUUUCUACUAAAUUUCUGGUCACAUCACUAUGUAAAUGAGAUAUUGUAAUUUUUCAUUUUUCAUCAAACAAUGAUUCAAAAUUCUUAUUUCUAUUCAAUGGUUUUGACUCAUGAGCUCUAAUGGAGACAGCUAAUAGAUUGGUAACAAAUAUAAUAUUGAAAUGCGGCCCUUUUGUAUUGUAAACAGCAAGUGUGAUUUAAAAACAUCAAUCUCAUGAUAAAAUGUUCUUUUUUUGCACUUUUUUAAUUCAACUUUUUGCCUUCACUUAUCAUUUUCACACCCAAUCUCAUAUUACCAAAAAAUCCACUUUAAAAACUCACUAUAAGGUCAACCUCAGAGGAAGAAUUUCUUAUGGAUAAUUUAACAGUUUCAGUUUGACACUAUUCUUGGAAUGAUAAUUAAUUAUUUUUCAAAUUUACAUAAUAAAAAUAGUUUUUUUCAAAAUUACAAAAAUUCCAAACCAUCUGUACAUAUAUAAUUUUCUUUCAUCAAUCACUUUCACCUCAAGAAUACUCAAUAAUUAAAAUUUACUCUUGACAGGAGACCUCCCCAAAAGCUGAUGAACAAAACCCAGCUCUAUCUCAAUCAGUAAGUACAAAACUACAAUCAUUUUAUUUGUAGGAUAUAAUUUCUGUAUCUGAGCAUUUCAAUGUUAAAACAAUUCGGCAAAAAUGUUUGACACCCAUGAAGUUAUUUUAUGGAAGGCUUUCCAUAUUAGCUUGAGCAGCAUAGACUAAUGUUUAGUUAUAUCAUUUAAGCUAUUUUUUAUUUUUUUUAUUUUUAAACCGGAGUGAUUUCAAUAUUCAAAUGACACUAUCCCUUUUCAAACAAAAUGAUACAAAUUUAUUAGCUUUCAGCCAUAGUAUCAUAUUUUUAAAAAAUAUGUGUUAAAGAUAAUAACCUUAAAGAAAUUUUUAAAUGAUCAUUAUAUUUUCAACACGGUUUUUCUCAAUUAUCCUCAUUUAUUAACUUUUACAUUUUAACAAACUCUGAUACUAAAUCUAACCUUACUGGAAUGGAUAAAAAAAUUGAUUCAAUGAAAUAGGCCAACUUUCCAACAAAAAAGAAAGAGUAUAUUAAACAAUAAUAAAGGUAGAGGUUCACAAUAAUUACCUUAAAUUUUGUAAGGAUUUAAAAAUAAGCUAGUAUCACGUUGACUUUAAUCUCACCAUUAGCUGUGAAUUAUUGUAAAUGUUCAGUCGUUCACCCUUGUUCACUUUUGUUGUGUUACUUCUUAGUGUUUUUUCCAUUGCAUGUCACUUAAUUUACUGAUCUUUCCUCCUCCCUUAGGCAGUUUGUGACACAAAUUAAGCAAAUUGGUAUGGUGUGCCAUCUUGUUUUCUUUUUUCAAAAUCUCCACAUAACUAAAGUUUGAUUUAUUUAUUUUUUGAUACUACAAUUUUUUAUAUUUUUUUUGUAUUUUUAUUAUGUAGCUUAACAGUUUUUAAAAAGUAUAUCUCAUACUUGUAUUGUAGAUUUUGUGUAAACUGAUUUAUGAAGUUAAAAAUAAAAACAUAAGCCCCAAUAACAGUAUGAUGAAACCUUCAUCUCACAAAGAGCAACAUUUAGACCUGUGUGGCUGGCUACUCAUUGUUUCAAUGAGUCCUUUUUAAACAAAAACUUAAAUUGAAAGGAGGUAAUUAAUUAAUGCAAAAUUAUUUUAAAGAAUAGUUUUGCUUCAUUAAGAGAAAUGUAUAACUGUGUAAGAGCUUAAUUUCCUUUUUUAAAGUACAUGGUAUCAUAUUUGUUAAUUAAUUGUUUAUUAGGUUUACAUAUAAUUUUAUUAAUAAUCUUAAUGUGACACCUACUAUUUAUUAAUUAAUUAAUAUUUUUUUACUUAUUCUAAAUUAAAUAUAUUUUACAAUUUUUUUUACUCUACCUGGACAAAAUUAAAUUUUUUGGCAAGGCUAUUUAGUUUUACUUUUCUUAUUUAUAGAACAGCAAAAGUCAGUCUUGAUUAACUUUUAAUUAGCUUUUUGCUGAAAAUUAAAAAAAAAAAUUAAUUGAAGUCAUUGGCCUACAAUUUCUCUUUUUUUAAUGAUAAAAAAUCAAUUCCAAAAAAAGACAACAAUUUAAUUUAAUUUAAUGUUAUAAAGUUAUAAUAUAUUUCUCGUCAAUUAUUUAAAAAGUGAAUGAAAGCUAGUUAUUAGUCUUAUGGCUAGGGCACUGUUAAAACUAAAGACAUUUUUUCACUGUACCUUAAAAUCAAUAUCAGAAUAAGUUAAUGGUAUUGACAGAUAUUUUUUUUACAUUUUAUUUUUAAAAUAUAUUCUGCAUGUUAUUAAUUGUUUUGGAUUUUUUUUGUUACAUCUCUUUAAAAUGUUGUUAUCUUCAAUUUUAUACUUGUUAACCAUUUAUACUUUUAAAAUAUUUUUCUUCUUACAAACAGUAAAAAACAUUUCUAAAUUUUAAUCUGAAUUGAACAGCUUUUAAUAGAAAACAUGUUGCAAUAAUAUUUCUCAAUCCAGUUGUGGGUUGGUAGGGGUGGGGGAGGGUACCUGGGGGUGCAGGAUUGCUGUGAAAGUUUGAAACCCAAAUGAUUAUUAUUUAAUUUUAUUUUUUUUUUCCAUUUGUUACUUGAUUGCCAUAUAAUGACUAAUGACAUGUCUUAUGGGACAAUUUUGCUGAUUAUUAAAAAAAAACUAUUUUUUAAAAUUCCACAUUUUUAUAACAGAAAUAUAUUUUGUUUACCUUAACACACACCAACAAACAAACAAAAUAAUUAACAGUUAAGAAAUUUUAAGAGAAUUGAAAAGAGUACUACUUUUAAUAUUUGUUGCUUCAAAAAAAAAACUUGAAAAUGAGGAAUAAAUUUGACAUUUAUUUACAUGAAAUUAUCCUAACACUUUACUGUAUUUUUUUGUAGGAUACACCUGUCCGUUCUAGGGCACUUAUACGUUCUCGUACUCCAAGUCCAGCAGGCAGUCGGACACCCAUCUUAUCAGUGGCUCAACUAAAACGUCAUUCAGAUGGUGGGAAACCCUUCUCCAGUACUCCUGGCAAGAUGUAGAUAACAUCAAUUUGACAUCUACUGUGGACAAUACACCAUAAUAAAUAUGAAUAUUAUUUGGCUCUGAACAUUUUGACAGAGAAAGAAUUGAAGAAUUUCUUUGGUUUUGUACAAAAAUUAAAAAAUAUUUGCAUUGAAAUUUUAUUUUGUGACCCAAAGUUCAAGAUUAGUUUGAAAUGCCAGAUCUGGACAAUGUGCAUAGAACUUGACAAUUAAUUCUUUCUGACUUUCUUUUCUCUAACAUCCAUGCUUCCUGUUAUUUGACAGCUAUUGAUUUGGUAAAGGGGUAACCUAUGAAUUUUCCACUUGCAAAAAUCCCAGGGAUAAGUCAGCUUGCCAAUCUUCAAUUGCCAACAAAGCUUUGGAAGCAGUGCUUGACCUACAUUUUAACUGGGCAGACCAUCAUUAUAAGGAUAAUAUAUAAGGGACUGCUUUCAAGACUUAUGAAGGAAAUAGUAGAACAAGAAAUGUGACAGCUUGAAGUGAUUUUAAACCCAGUACUUGAAAAUGAUUGCCAUGAGCUUGAAUCUAUAAGUCCUUAAAAUAUCUUAUUUGGGCCCAGUAAGCUUGUGCAGACUUUUUAUUAAUAUCUUGUUCAGAGUUUUUGUAUGAAGUUGAUUUUUUAAAAUCCGUGACAUUGAUGACUUUAAAUCAACGCCCUAUGAACACAUGCAGUCAGAUUAAUCAGGAAGCAAUUGACGUCCAUUCGGUUCCAGGAACCAUGGGUGCCUACGAUGACUUUAUAUCAUCGCCCAAUGAACACACUCAAACUUUGAUGACUUGAUAUCAUCACCCAAUGCCCGAUGAACACACUCAAACUUUGAUGACACAAAUUGAUAACAACAAAGUUUUGCUAACCUAUAAAAUUAUAUUUUGAAAUAUAUAUGUUUGCUUAACAUUUAAGUUUUAUUUGGAUUUUUUCAUGACCUUCACAAUGUGUGUCAAUCAAUCUAAUUUUUUUGGUUUAAAAUUCCGCUUUAGUUCAUGUAAUUAAUGGAAGUAGAGUUCAGAAUGUUGGUACUACUGUUAUUAUUUGAAUAGAGCUGUGGUCCCCAAACCUUUCAGCAAUUCAUGUUUAUUUGAGGAAGCUCUGACUUUUAAGAAAUUUUUAUUUAAAAAAAUACCAACUUUUAAGUGUUCACAAGUAUUAGUAGGAGCCUUAUAGCAUAGAGGACCAAAGUAAUAGACAUUCAGCAUUUAAAACACAUUUAUAGAUAUUAUAAUUAUGUUAUAUCCCAGUAUGUACAUAGCUAAAAGCCAAUAAGAACAUAUUAACGCUAGAUUCACCGCUGGGAAUUAAUUGUAUCAAGCAUAAAAUUCUCUACACAAAAAAGUGGUUCCCAUCCAUUCAUAGGGCAGAGUAUUAGGGUUUAUGGGACCUCUGAUCUAGAAUAAUUUGAAAUACCAGUACAUUAUGUCUGCAGAUUUGUUUUUUUCUCACUGCCUUUGAAUGUUUUACCAAUGAGACAAAGAGAAUUUCAUUCUCAUCUAUGUAUGUUGUGAAAUCACAUAUUUUCAGUUUCACACCUGGUAAUUGGACCACAAUAUGUGUAUUAACAUAUAAUGUAUAGAAGUCACCAUUUUCCGUCCUGCUCAUCUCAAAAUAUUUUAUUUAUGCAUUUCGAACCAUAAAAAUCAGUAUUUCAUCAAAGCAUUUCUACACCAUGGCCUUCCUUGUAUCUGUUUUUUUUUCUUCUUCAAAGCACUAAAUUUUGGAUUUUGUUUUUGCUAAUGAAAAAAACCAAAAAACUCCUUUUAUAAAUUCAAGAUUUAUCAACCUUAUUACCAAAACAAUUUGGGCAUUUUCAUUUAUUUCACAUAACAUUUAUCAUUAACUUACCCUUAAACACAGAAUACAAUUUUGUCCAUUUAUUAUUAUAUAUAUUCUGCAUUUGAACUCAAAAUCUUUAAAAUUAAAUUUAUAAAAAAAAUAGUUUUGUGGGUAUCGGAGUAUCCCUAUAAAUAAAGUUCAAGUGUGUAGAAAUUGUAAUGAAUCAUGGAAAAAAAGCAUAUUAUUUAAAAUUAA